AUGGUAGGAGGUGCGGCAAUAAAGCUCGUCACGGCGCUGCUCAUGCACCUGGUCGCGGUGCCGCUGGCGGCGGCCGGCAUAUGGGACAUUGCGGAGAUGCAACACGCGCAUUUCCUGCUCAACAGCCCGCACCCCACCCUGUACACGUCACUGUGCGACCCUGAGCAGAGCCUUUUAAGGCGGAAGUUCCAAAUCGCAUGCUUUGUCAGCAAUAACACGCCGUUCAACAUGUGGGAUAACUCCCCCCAAAACGCCACGAGCAUCAUCGUGAUGCCGGAGUUGAGCUUCGAACAGACUUACAUCAUGGACAUCACAGUGCGCCACGCGGUGCGGAAGGCUUCGGCGAGUGUGUGGUUGUACCGGGAGCUGACGCUGCAGGUCGCCCACAUAAUCCUGGAAUCUACCAAAACGCAGGACGGAGACGAGAACGGUGGCAAGGACGGCCUCACCGACCCUGCCAGUGGUGAGGCUCACGGAACAGAGGACGCAACAGGCGGUGUCACGCCGGCGCGAGGCUCUGCGGAGUACGUUUCGCAAAUGCUGGUGCAGAGGAUGAAAGAGAACGUCGAGAAGAUGAUGGGAGACAAGUCGAGGUUGUUGAAAGAAUGCGUCAUAGCGCCAAAGGAGAUGUGCAGGGGGCACCGCAACCACAUAACAUACUUGAGGGACCUGUUCCCCAACUUCUUGAACGCAAGCAGCAGGGCCGCAUCGAAUUUCAAUGCUGCUGAUGGGAAGACCUUCCCACCCAGAGGCGACGAAGAACUGGGCGCCUUCGGCGCUGCAAACGACGACAUUCUGAUCCAAUACGCCAAAAGGUUCCUCGUGACGCAGAUAACGAUGUACACGCAAGACGCCAAGAAGACGAUGGAGGAGGCGCUAUGGCUGCGGGAGUGCCUGCUCAUCAACGAAGUAAACACCCUGGUAUACGACAUGACCGAGUACAGCGGCGAGCUGCACCGACUAAUCCAGGAACUGGUCGUCAAGAUAAUGAACGGGUACUAUCACCUGGUGACCAUCGCCAUAAAGAUGCUCGAUGCCAACCUGAAGGCCAUCAGAAAACUAGAGCCGGACGAAAUCUGGGCGCAAUACGCACACUCGGUCAGCAUCUCGCAGAAGUUUGCACGGGACAUAAAGGCCACGCUGGUUGAAAUCAUGAGCGCCCAGCACUACAAAGGCCUCAAAGACGUUUUCAACAGAUACGCCCUGAUGACGGGGCGCAAGCGCCUCAUCACGCAACCACGGAGGAACUCCACCACUUUGCUAGUCCUCAAAACGGCCGCAAUAAGGGCCUUGAAGGAGGAGAUAACGGUGGAAACGGCGCAGCGUGUGUUCGGCAUCAUCGGGACCCGGGAGUGGUUCGCAAGGCUCGCAACGGAGUACCGUUCAGUAUCAGCCAUGAUCUCCAAAAAGUGA
Babesia bigemina is the source of this 1413-nucleotide messenger RNA. RefSeq lists its product as hypothetical. The coding region runs from base 1 to 1413 and encodes 470 amino acids. The record is from RefSeq and is a predicted model, not a curated record. The transcript is spliced from 4 exons. NCBI's taxonomy places the organism in Eukaryota, Apicomplexa, Aconoidasida, Piroplasmida, Babesiidae.